Messenger RNA from Gambusia affinis (western mosquitofish), 2438 nucleotides. RefSeq names its product epithelial membrane protein 1 (gene emp1a). Gene Ontology annotation, cellular component: plasma membrane. NCBI's taxonomy places the organism in Eukaryota, Metazoa, Chordata, Actinopteri, Cyprinodontiformes, Poeciliidae. The record is from RefSeq and is a predicted model, not a curated record. The transcript has 5 exons. The coding region runs from base 397 to 882 and encodes 161 amino acids.
GUUAGAGUUAUGAUUCGUUUUUGCCUUGCUGGAUUCUCGCGCUCUUUCUGAAGUUGUUGACUGCGGUGUCGGGCCUGUGUGCGUGCGUGCGUGUGUGUGUGUUUAACUGAAAGGGUCCCAUUUGGGAAUGCCCAAACACGUCCAAACAAACGCGCCUUUCUCGUCGACGGAAACUGCGGGAAGCGGUGAAAACGAGAAGAUAAGCGAAAAGCAGGAGUUUUCAGAGCAUUUAAUUGGGGAGGAAUUGACUUUAAGUUGCUAGAAAAGAGGACUGAAUUGUAAAAGAAAGCGCUUUGGAGCGUCAAACCGCCUGACUGUGCGACGUGUCUGACUCCAGAUGUUGUUCAAAAAUCCUCCUGACUCCCGGGGCGUGUUUGGAUUCGCAUAGUUGUCACAAUGUUGGUGCUGGCAGGGAUCGUCAUUUUGCACGUCACCACCGUCAUCCUACUCCUGGUGGCCACCAUUGAUAACGCCUGGUGGGUUACUGACACUGCAUACACAGACCUGUGGGGCAGGUGGGACUUAAUAAACUUAGACUGGCAUUAUAGCGAUCUGAAGAAAUACACAGAAGUCCAAUCAGACUUCCUCCAGUCGGUGCAGGCCACCUCGGUGCUGGCCUGCUUUUUCACCAUCCUGGCCCUGUUUGUGUUCGUGGCUCAGCUGUUUACCCUGCCCAAGGGGCAGAGGUUCAUCUUCACUGGCAUUUUACAGUUAAUCGCUUGCCUGUGCAUAAUGACCGCAGCCUCGAUCUACACAGCGCAGCUUCACACCACUGACAAAAAAGGAGGGUACGGCCACAGCUACAUCCUGGCGUGGAUCUCUUUCGUCCUCACACUCUUCCUCACCAUCACCUACAUCGUCCCGAGGAAGAGGAAUGAGUGAAUAGGAGGAUGGGGUCCGUGCUCCUUUGUCCUUUUAGUCAUUUCAAGACUUGUCAGCUUCAUCCUCAGUUAGGAAUAUGUUGGAAUGCUAACGAGCCAAUACUCUUGUUUUGAUUUUAACAAGUUAGAGUAGGAGAGUGGGACUGUAAGUGGAUAAGAUAAGGAGCUUUCAUCUGUGUAACCUUAACUAAUUAAUCAUUUAUCUCUGCGAUGUAGCUACUUGUAGGUCUGGAAACUCAGGCCAGACAUUAUCAGCAUUUUAAAGUCUGUGUGAAAUGUUACUUGCUGUUCUUCUGACUGUGCCGAUUAGAUUUCCGCUGCACACGUCUGAUUUGUUCAUCUAAGUUUAAUUUGUGAGUGGUACAGAUCCAGUCAGAACUGUUCAUACACUCGCUGGCAUGCAUUCAAUAUUCCUCAAUUUUCAGUUUGCUGAGCUAAUUUAUAUGUUAAACAAAAAUGGAAAGAAUUUUGAAUUUGUUGUGAAUUUUUGCUAAUCCGUCCCACGCCUGAAAGCUCAAAUGUACAAUUUCAGAACGGAUAAAGCAGGAUGAGAAAAUAAGGUCCUGGAAAUCCAUAACCCAAUUGAAAAUGUGUGUUCUGUGCUUAAAAGAUGGGCCUCUGCUUGAAAACCAACUAAUCUGAAUGAACUCUACCCUUUUGAUAGGAAGUAUCCAGCCAGAAUUAUACCAAAAGCUUUCUUAGAGAGAUAUAUUAUAUCAAAGGGUGCAUAUUUAUUUUUGAGUGUUUAUGGAACAAAAAUUUUAGUCAAACUUGUGCAUCAGAUUCUUGUUUUUUUAAAAUUCCUGAAUCUACUUGUGGCAUCAUCCUGUCCUGGGAAAAAAAAAAAAAAGAGAAAAAAAAAUGAAUAUGAAACUUAUUCCUGUAAUGAGCGGAUCUAACCUCUGAUCAGAAUUACAGCUUAUGUUUGACACUUAUAUUCAGGUUUUAUUCCCCAGUGGUUGCUGACAUCCUAAGACAUGAGCGGUGUAUCAUUCAUCUUUUCUGUUGUCGAGCUAAAAACUAAAGUUUCUAACCAAGUUCUGAUGUGAAAAGAUGAGCACCUCCAGAAGAAGCUCCUGGGAUAUACUGUAUUUUAGAAAGAUAUGUCGAGUGAAUCCAUCAUGUGAGGUAAUUGUGUUGUGAGGCUGAUAGUUACUACUGCCCUGUACCUCAGAGGGUACAGCGACUUGCCUAAACAGCGAUAACAAUGAAAACUCUUGAAACAAAAGCCUUACUUCACAGAGCAUUUAAUCGUUUUUCAUUAUUUUACAUGUAUGGUAUAUACCUUCUAUGUCUAUGUACAAUGUAACCAAUUAUAUUUUUGUAGCAUUUUGUAUUGAGUGUGCUUCUUUUAAGCUAUGUUUUGUUUUCUGUUUGUAGUUGGCUGCUAUCUUCUGUAAAGUACGUUUGUACGAGUGAACCUUAAAACAAUCCAGGGAUGAAGAGCGGAGGUGUUACGUUUUACCAUUUAACAGAACUAUGCAUUAGACAAUUUGUUUGUAUUUACAUUGGAAUCUAAGCCAUGUCUUUUACUAAUAAAGUCAAUUCAAACAAACA